AUGCUGAGACUGGUGCUGUUGCUCCUGGCCACAGACUUUGCAGCUUCUGAUGACUCUCUGGACUCUUCCGAUUCUCAACUCAUAAAGAGGUCACAAUUCAGAACACCAGACUGUCAUCGUUUUGACUACCCAGUAUGCUCCAAGCACCUCAGCCCUGUGUGCGGAACGGAUAUGAACACUUAUGGGAAUGAAUGCACUCUGUGCAUGAAAAUCAGGGAGGAUGGUAGCCAUAUUAACAUCAUCAAGGACGAGCCAUGCUGAUGGGCAGCUUGCAGGAGAGCAGAUGGAGAACCCCCCUACCUCUCCAGUGCUCCUUGCUAGAAUCCCACUCCUUUUUCUGUUUUCCCCGUUUCUUUGCAUGAUACUUGUUGACAAAACUUCCAUGGGUAGAGGCUGGAAGUGCUUCAUAAACUUAAAACUCCUGUCUUGGGCUUCCAGCCUACAGUUUAUACGACCCAGGCAACUUUUGCCUCCUUAAUUUCAUUGGAAUAAAAUGAGCAUUGAAUUCAA
Messenger RNA from Rattus norvegicus (Norway rat), 510 nucleotides. It is a transcript of the gene Spink2, whose product is annotated as serine peptidase inhibitor, Kazal type 2. The record is from RefSeq and is marked validated. Gene Ontology annotation, cellular component: extracellular region; cytoplasm; acrosomal vesicle. The transcript has 4 exons. Gene Ontology annotation, biological process: acrosome assembly; spermatid development. NCBI's taxonomy places the organism in Eukaryota, Metazoa, Chordata, Mammalia, Rodentia, Muridae. The coding region runs from base 1 to 261 and encodes 86 amino acids. Gene Ontology annotation, molecular function: serine-type endopeptidase inhibitor activity.